UCGCGGGACACGACACGCACUACUCUAUCGGCGCGUGCGCAAUUAAACAUCGAAUAAUAUUACGAUCGAGUUUUGGAACUGUGACAUAAGUGUUGUGUUUGACGGCUGCGUAACUUCAGGUUGUAUUAAGAAAUCACGAUAGCAAUAAUUAGGCUUUCAACAUGCAAAGGCAAUCGUGCGUCGAAUAUCGUCACUCAGUGCAUGAACUGGUUUUUGUUUUAUAUUUACACAGUCGCGGAUGCCGGGCCCAGUGAAAUUCAUUUUCUUUAAAUUUAGCAGCAAAAGUGUGUCAUACCCGACAAAAUAUGAGGACAAAAGUGAUCUUUAGUUGUUUGUGGUGAUGUUAAAUAGCAAUGCCGGACUGGCGAUACAACGUACUGUCGACGAGCGAGGCUUUCAUCAACGCCGAGGAAGGGCCGGCCCGCGACCCUUUCGCAGCCAGCUAUCCUCGCAGAUCAGACAGAACUCGUCCUGCACACACUUGUCCAUACACCACAAUAUUCCACGGAGCACAGUCUCAUAUACCGUACCGCUUGCCAUCCAUACAAAGCGAAUCUGCAGAUCCAUACGCUGAUUCCUAUUCAGUAGACCGAUCUUCAAAUCUAACAGACACCUCGAGUUUUGCCCGCUAUGAAGACUGUCGUUCUCCAACGGGCAGUAUUGAUCGAAAAGAGCUUGCAAGUUCAAAAGUGGAUGAAAGCGUAGAGUUGCAAAUCCAAAAAGUGCCAUAUUCAUCAAACGUGUUCUAUGUAUCUGGGAAAAAUGAGACAAUUGAACCGGAUGUACAGGGAACUAACUUGUUUGUGGUGGAAGAGUUUGAGUCUGAUGCGUUGUCUUCGUGUACCUGUGAUAGUUUUGAGCGGUGCGAGUUUGACUGCAGGGAAUUUGAGCCGUUUUCGGACACCUGUUGCUGUGACCCUCUCAGCGAUGGAGUUUGUAGUCGCAGUCCUAAAGAUGUGGACUCACCAGAACACUAUGAUAGAACUGUCGAAGAAGACCGUGUUUCAGUGCGAAGCGAUAUGGAAGGACUGGACUUGACGUUGUUUGAACCAGCUAAAACUCAGACGAAGCAAGCGGAGGAUCAUUUAGCCGCAGAAAAUACAGUGACCGUGGCAGAUAGACUAUGUGGGAUUCUGUAUGCACUUCCCGAAUUAAAUAAUGAUGCUGCUACAAUUGCAAGUAGCGGCUCCGCAGGGGGUAUUCCUCCGUCCUGGGAGCCUUUCUACUGCGUGCUGCAGCAGGACAGGAGAAUACUGACCGCCUAUACGAGCGAAGAAUUAGCUGCACCAACUAGUAACACUGAAUAUUCGACCAGAAGUCUACCCCGAGUAAGGAUUGACAGCGGAACUCAAUCAGUGAACGGAGGAGUAAGACUUCGCUGUUGGGCAGCACCUCCCUCUAUCACCGAAGAAGAAAUAGAAGAUGAAAUUGAUGACGAUGCUGUAUCUCUGCGGGCGCUACCACUUAACGAUACAUCAUACGAGAAGGCAUGCCGUCGGGGUUCAGCACCAAGCACACCGAUUCCGGGUGCGCAAGCGCAGAACAGUCCGUCGCGGCUUGCCUCGUUCUUCUUCUCCAAGAGAUCCUUCAGGAAUCAUAACUUGAAGCGGACAAAGUCGGCCAACAAAUUGGAACCAAAAAAGAUUCUAGCGACCGUGCCGACGCACCCAGCGACACAUACUCUAAGGACAUCAAGAUCUCAUGAAAGCUUACUAUCAGCUCAUUCUCCAGCCGUAUCUACCAUGGACCUAGGACCACCAAAUCAGGUGGAUAUUCGUGCCUUACACUCGUCGGUGUUGGGAAGGCCCCACUGCUUCGCUUUGAGCGCAGAGAAUCGUGCGCCGCGGUACUUCGCGUGCGCUUCAAGGAAAGAGAGAGAUAGAUGGAUAUAUAGUUUACGACAAGCAGCGCGCCCUGACGAGAUCCGGACACGGCGAUGCGAGCGAACCGUCAAACUGUGGUUACUGGAGGCGAAAGCAAUUCCGCCAAAAAAGCGAUACUACUGCGAGAUAUUGCUUGACGAUACUUUGUACGCGAGGUCUUCAUCAAAACUGAAGACGGAGCUGUGCUUCUGGGGCGAGGUGUAUGAGUUCAGCAACCUGGAAGCGGUGCGAGCGAUCCAUGUGAACGUGUACCGCGAGCCCGAGCGACGCGCACGCAAGCGAGACAAGCACGCACUUGUUGGCACAGUUCGUAUCCCGGUGGACGACGUGUCGUCUCGCUACCUCAACGAGCGCUGGUACCCGCUGAGCGAGGGAGACAAGCCGCAGUCCCCUCCCCGCGCGCCCGCGCCUGCCGCUGCUCCCGCUCUGCGCAUCAAGUGCCGCUACCAGUGCGUCGACGUCCUGCCGCUCGACAAUUAUGCGCGCUUCCUCGACUACCUCAAGAAGAACUACCGCCGCCUCUGCGAGUAUCUGGAGCCUGUAAUUGGCGUAAAAGCUAAAGAAGAUAUAGGAUGUGCAUUAGUGCUUUGUAUGGCUGGCGCUGGAUUGGCCCCGAGAUACCUGGCUGAUGUCGUCGCAUUAGACGUGCGAAGAACUGGUGACCAUUCGCUCACAUUCCGAGGAAACUCACUCGCCACCAAGAGCAUGGAAGCAUAUUUAAAACUCGUUGGUGAUCAGUACUUACAGGACACUCUAGGCGAGGCGGUGUGCGCGGCCGCCGGCCCCAGUGCGACGGAGUGCGAGGUAGACCCGCUGCGCGCGGGCAGUAGCGCCGCCCUGCGCCGCCAGCAGGCCGCUCUCCGCGACGCCGUGACCGCCGCGACGCGAUAA
This is a messenger RNA of Leptidea sinapis, 2774 nucleotides long. RefSeq names its product ras GTPase-activating protein raskol (gene raskol). NCBI's taxonomy places the organism in Eukaryota, Metazoa, Arthropoda, Insecta, Lepidoptera, Pieridae. The record is from RefSeq and is a predicted model, not a curated record. The coding region runs from base 354 to 2774 and encodes 806 amino acids. Gene Ontology annotation, biological process: regulation of GTPase activity. The transcript has 12 exons.